This is a messenger RNA of Periophthalmus magnuspinnatus, 1125 nucleotides long. RefSeq names its product ISY1 splicing factor homolog (gene isy1). The coding region runs from base 154 to 978 and encodes 274 amino acids. The record is from RefSeq and is a predicted model, not a curated record. Lineage: Eukaryota; Metazoa; Chordata; Actinopteri; Gobiiformes; Gobiidae. Gene Ontology annotation, cellular component: post-mRNA release spliceosomal complex; Prp19 complex; catalytic step 2 spliceosome. The transcript is spliced from 11 exons. Gene Ontology annotation, biological process: mRNA 3'-splice site recognition; generation of catalytic spliceosome for second transesterification step.
ACUUCCGGGGCGCUCUGGGACACUUCCGGGGCGUGUGUUUCGGAGCGUGCGGUUUGUCCAGGAUCAGAACCAGAAUCUGGACCAAGACCACGACCGGGACUUAAACUAGGACCUGGACCAGAACCAGAGAGUGACCCCGGACCAGAGGCGGAGAUGGCUCGUAACGCGGAGAAGGCCAUGACGGCUCUGGCCCGGUUCCGUCAGGCACAGUUGGAGGAGGGAAAAGUCAAGGAGCGGCGGCCAUACCUGGCGUCUGAGUGUGAUGAACUCCCCAAAGCCGAGAAGUGGAGACGCCAGAUCAUCAGUGAAGUCUCAAAGAAAGUCGCCCAAAUCCAGAAUGCCGGCUUGGGCGAGUUCCGGAUCCGGGAUCUGAACGAUGAGAUCAACAAACUCCUGAGAGAAAAACGCCACUGGGAAGUCCGCAUCAAAGAGCUGGGAGGACCGGACUACAGGAGGUUCGGGCCCAGGAUGUUGGACCAUGAAGGUCGAGAGGUUCCUGGAAACAGAGGAUACAAAUACUUUGGAGCAGCACGAGACCUUCCUGGAGUCAGAGAGCUGUUUGAGAAAGAACCGGCCCCGGAGGUGAGGAAGACGAGGGCGGAACUGAUGAAGGACGUGGACGCCGAGUAUUACGGAUACAGAGACGAAGAUGAUGGUGUGCUGCUGCCACUGGAGGCACAGCAUGAGAAGAACGUGAUCCAAGAGGCUGUGGAGAAGUGGAGGUCUGAGAAAGAUCAAAACAGAACAGAGGAAGAAGAGGACAUUUAUAAAGUUACAGACCAUCAGGAAGAAGACGAAGGUGCUGAUGAAGAUGAAGGAGAAGAAGGAGCCAUGUUCACUGCUCACGUCCCCGUCCCCUCCCAGAAAGAGGUGGAGGAGGCUCUGAUCCGAAGGAAGAAGAUGGAGCUGUUACAGAGAUACGCCAGUGAGACUUUACAGCACCAGAGCCGAGAGGCACGGACUCUGCUUGGACUGUGACAGCAGUACUACUGCUACUACAAGUAGUUCUACUAUUGCUAGUACGGCUACUGCUACUACCACCAUCACCUGCAGACCAUGACUCGACUCCACAACUAUUUUCUGUAAAUAUGUUUUGUAACUUUUUUCAUUAAAAAAAAUUGAAAC